AUGAAUAAAACAUUUAUAUUAGUUAAUUAAUAGGCAAAAUAGAUAGCUUUUUAUGAAAUUAAUAAUAACAAUUUAACAUCAGUUACUAAUAUAUAGGAUAAUUACUAAUAAAUAUUAAUCUAAUAAAAUAAUGUUAUCUAUUCUUUUAAUAAUUCUAUAGUUUCUAAUCCAAUCUCAGUUUCAAAUUUUAGUUAAAAUAAUAUUUUAAAAUUAGGUACAACUAAAAUUUCCUACAUGAUAAAGUUAAGCUCUGAUAAUAGUAAAUAGAUAGAUGAUAGAUUUGAAGAAAUUAAUUAAUCAAAUUAUUAUGACACUUCAGAUGAAAGUUUAGUUUUUAUAAUCCAAAAUGAAGAAAAAACCAUCUACAUAAUUGAUACUACUCAUUUUAAUGUGAUUAGUUUUACCUAAAUAGAUUAUUAAAUUGUUAAUGUUGUUAUUGAUAGAAAUAGAAGGAUAAUUUUCUGUGUUUCAAAUAUAUCAAAAACUUAUAUAUUUGAUUUUAAUUUGAAACUACUAUCUUAAAUUUAGAACCCUUGUCUUAUAAAUGCUAAAAUAUAUUUUGAUGGCCAAUUAAUUUACUCAGUUUGUCCUAAUUCAGUUUAUUUUUAUAAUUCUCUAACUUUAGCUAAAUAAAGCUUUCAAAUUAAUUCUGGAUUUAAUAGUAUUGAUUAUAUAAAGUCUUUUAAUUAAUAAAAUACAUUUUUAUUAAUUUAAUAAGACUCAGUUUACAUUAUUCAAUUUUAAUAAAAUAAUAAUAGCUUCAAAAUUUUAUUUUAGAAGAAUAAAUAAAAAAUUAAUAUCUAGAGUGCUAGUAUAAUUUUUGAUAAUAAUAAUUAAAAAUAUUUCCAAAUACAAGGAAUAUCAUGGAGCGAUGUCAUUUAUUAUUUGAUACCUUAUCAACCUUAAAGCGAGUGUACAGCAAAUUUAUUAUCAUAAAAUUCUUAUAUGAUUUCUUAAUAAAUUUAAAGCAUCUAAUAAAAUGCAUAUUCAUCAAACCAAACUGUAUCUUAAGUAUAAAUUCAAUUUUAAAAUGAUUAAGAAAUACAUAAGAUAACGAAUUUAAUAAAUUAAAAAAUUCAAAUAGAAACAUAUCAUUGA
This is a messenger RNA of Tetrahymena thermophila SB210, 1098 nucleotides long. RefSeq lists its product as hypothetical. The transcript has 2 exons. The record is from RefSeq and is a predicted model, not a curated record. Lineage: Eukaryota; Ciliophora; Oligohymenophorea; Hymenostomatida; Tetrahymenidae.